UAAGUAUUAGAUAUGUACAUAUCAUGAAAUAAAGUGAUAGGUAUGUAAAACCCCUACUUUUUCACACUUACCCAAUCGUAUUCAGUCUCCGAUUCUUGCAAGAAUUCUCCAUGAACUGCCUUCAGAAUCUUCCCAAAUCAUUGGCGUCUCCCCUGUCGAGAACGAAGUGGUGUUACUCGAGAAGAACUCCGCCGUCGAGAUUGGAAAUGAAUCGAUCAAAUCUUCGGGUUCCAUCCCAUCUCCGCGUUAAUGUCGCCACGAAUUCAUAUUCAGGUUCUGCUCAGAGCAGCGAGAAGGGUGGUGUUGAUUUGCAAGAAGAGAAAUCUGAAGUAUAUAGUAGUAACAUGACUCAAGCUAUGGGUGCAGUGCUAACCUAUAGGCAUGAACUUGGAAUGAACUACAACUUUAUUCGCCCAGACUUAAUUGUUGGUUCUUGCCUACAGACUCCAUCGGAUGUGGACAAGCUUAUCAAAAUUGGAGUUAGAACCAUAUUUUGCUUGCAGCAGAACUCAGAUUUGGAAUAUUUUGGAGUUGAUAUCCAAGCGAUUGAAGAUUAUGCUGAGAAAUGUGAGAAUAUUGAACAUGUUCGUGCAGAAAUUAGGUAAAAUAUUUUGCUUUUUUGAUUUUAAAGAUUUUGUUAUUCUAGUAACUUCUCA
Dendrobium catenatum is the source of this 656-nucleotide messenger RNA. Its product is annotated as phosphoglucan phosphatase DSP4, amyloplastic-like. The record is from RefSeq and is a predicted model, not a curated record. Gene Ontology annotation, molecular function: starch binding; carbohydrate phosphatase activity. The coding region runs from base 111 to 605 and encodes 164 amino acids. Gene Ontology annotation, biological process: starch catabolic process. Gene Ontology annotation, cellular component: chloroplast. The transcript is spliced from 7 exons. Lineage: Eukaryota; Viridiplantae; Streptophyta; Magnoliopsida; Asparagales; Orchidaceae.